UGAACUAUGAUUGGGCUCAGCUCACAACUCAAGGAGACACUACCAAAAGAUUGCUGGGGGAGGACGUUACUGGGGGUCGGACCCUGGAAAGGACGGUGCCCUUCGACGCAUCGCUCCGGGCACCUACAGGGGAAAUUACCGAUACAAAAGCCCAGGAAGGAGGAGACGACACAUGCUAG
Racocetra fulgida is the source of this 179-nucleotide messenger RNA. The record is from the annotation of a GenBank genome assembly. Lineage: Eukaryota; Fungi; Glomeromycota; Glomeromycetes; Diversisporales; Gigasporaceae.